Messenger RNA from Diaporthe amygdali, 3858 nucleotides. RefSeq lists its product as uncharacterized. Bases 1 to 3858 code for a protein of 1285 amino acids. The transcript has 4 exons. The record is from RefSeq and is a predicted model, not a curated record. Lineage: Eukaryota; Fungi; Ascomycota; Sordariomycetes; Diaporthales; Diaporthaceae.
AUGCCCUCGCUAUCGUUCUUCAAGAAGCGAAAGUCUCGUGAUCACCAGAGCAACCCGAGGAACUCCGUUCAGGACGACAGCAGACCAGACGCGGCUGAAGCGCAGCCAGGACCCAACGCGCGUGAACUGGACCUAGCCCAAACAACGGGAGAACCAAGCGUCGCCGGGACGGGAGCAAGCGGUCACAGCAGCGGGACCGGUGCACUGAUAGCGUCGCCAAAGAGCCCGAAAAACGUGCCCGGGGAAGACGAGAAGACCAGCGCGAGGCUCGCGCGGAGGAGUUCGACUAAGGAGCUCAUCCGUGGGUUCCUGGGCCACUCGUCUCGUGGCAGCCGCAGGGACCUCGACACCGGUAGGUCGAGUCCCAGCUGGACGCCCUCGCGAAGCGCGGCCUCGACGCCUCUGCCGGAAUACCAUCCUCCAAGGAGCGAGCCUGAGCAUGAGCAUGAGCAUGAGCAUGAGCAUGAGCAUGAGCAUGAGCAUGAGCAUGAGCAUGAGCAUGAGCAUGAGCAUGACCCCGAACCCGGGCUUGAGCAUAAGCUUGGACACGGGCUCGAGCAUGAACGUGAGCCUGACCCUGAGCCCAAGCCUGUUAGUGCAAUAAGAGCAGCAGCAGCAGCAGCAUCUGCAUCUGCAACAGCAGCAGAAACGCCAGCACAACCAUCGCCGAAGCUGCGUAAGAAUCCCAGCCAACGACCACGCCCAGUCAGUGCCAUCGUUGCGACCCCAGACACUGGAGGCAGCCUGCCGAGCCGUUGGAAGUCACAGAGGCUAAAGAGGCUGCAGAGCCUCGCGUUCAGGUCGCGCGAGAAGAAAGACAAGGACAAGAACAAGACAGAGACGCCACAAGUAACGGUCACACCAGCCACAGCGACAUCAACCUCUCCCUCACAACAUUCAGCAACGGCAUCCGGCUCCUUCUCUCCAGGAUCACCACGUUCUCCUGUCAACUCAGACAAGCCAUUGCCAUCUCCCCCUCCCGAACAUCAAAGCACCCCAGGGACCACCACUUUCAGCCCGCCCCUGAAGCUCAACCGCAUCAUGGCAACCCUGUCUGACCAGGACAUCGAGAAGCUCUUCUCGGGUGCCCCGCAGUUCUUCGCGCGGGCUGAGGGGCACUACACCGGCGCGCCACAUCCCUCUGUCGCCUUCCCAUGGGACGAGGCAUUGACCAUCAGAGACCUGACCGACCACACCCAGAUUGACGAUGCAGCUUGGGGGUGCAUCACCGCAUGGCCCCACAUCACCCGCGAUGUCGACAAGGGCCCAUCAGCCUCAACAUCCAAGAGAGUGGCCGCCAAACGUCGCGCCCACUUCUUCCCCAGGUGCAGGGAAAGACCAAACAUGCUCAGCAUGCAAGGGCUUGAGAAGGGCACAAUGGGAUACCAGGCUGCGCUGGAACUGGGUGUCUCGGAUUCUCUCAAGGAGGAGCAGUGGGGGUUCGGCAGCCUGGGCGCCAAGGACAAGGUCAUUAUCGAGUCCAGGCAGUCCGCGCUGACCUCCAAAGACGGGUUGAGGAGGAUGGAUGAGACCACAGUUCUCGACCAUCUGAUGAAGAAUGCGCAGCGGUAUCAGGAGCAGCACCAAAAAGACAAAGCUACAUGUCACGAAUUGUUCCAGGAACUCUUCACUCAUAUUCUGCACCUGCCGAACCGGUCACUCACGGACCCCUAUAGCCUGCCUGUCCAGAUCAUGGCUCUGCUUAAGGUCCUUGCGGCGCCGAAUGUUUGGAUCGACUUUUCGCAUGUCGAGUGGAGGAUACGGCUAGGCCAAAUUCUGUGGGGGACCCCCGAUGACGACGACGAAGAUAGUGUAAGUGAUGGUGCAUCUAUUACGGAUGCGGAGGAUGCCAAGGGCCUGCAUGAGGAGAGAUACUGGCUCUUGCUGCAGAUCUUGCUUGCUUGCGAGCUGCUCGUGCGCCUGGACGCAAUCACAGAGGGCGACGAGCUUCCGGAGGAUGUGAGGCGCUCGGAUGUCUAUCGAUUUGAGCGGGACGCCAAUACCUCCGUGAAAUGGUCGCUACAUCUGGCCCGAGCAUGGUUGGAGAAUAUUGAGAUCACCAAGACGAAACCAUCAGGAGAACAAGAGCCGCCCAAAGGCUGGCUAGCGAAUCUUACGCACAAGAUGACACUGACUAGUGAUCGUCCACAUUCCAAGCACCACGAUGCUCAUAAACAACACAAAGAGCAGUCCAUAUACGUCAUGAAGGGAAAGUACUGGGAGAGGCAGGUCCGCGGCCUGACACAUUUCGCGAGGAGGCUCAAGUGGCCGGAACUCGAGAGACAGGCAUCGCUCAUUUCCGACAACUGCCGUGCGGUAACGGAAGGAACGCCUCUUAACACGCCGUUGCAGACCCCUUUAUCGACAAGAACAAACAAAACAACGUCGUCGUAUUUCACAGCAGCGAAUAAUGAUGGCUCCCUUGAGAGGAAGGCCUCACGGCGGCAGAAGGUCGGCGCAGCGCUGCAUCCCGCUGGCUGGCUGUCGAAGAGUUAUGUGUCGGGGUUGAUGCUUCCAGGUGAAGGGCUUUACCACUUCAUCAUGUCGACUUUAAUCGAGAAUGAUGUGACCGCGAUGACGAGGCUUGGGCCGAUGGCGAAUCUCUGCGGGGGAUUCAUGUACCAAGGAAAAAGCUUUUGGAGCACGGCCUGCGUGGUUGGACGGGUCCUGGCUGCUGGAAAGGGUGCUGUAGAAUGCAUGGGGUGGAUAUCGAGCGAUGUCACGCCCCUUGGUCUGGGGGAUGGCUGGGUCGAUGUCGACAUUGAAGACAUCCCUGAGGAUGUCAAACGCACUGGUAAACAAGCGAGGCUUUGGGGCAAGCUCGCGAUCGAGCGGGAGUCCUCUGUCCUUGGAGAAGGCUCUGAGCAAGACUCCAUUUUACCCGCCGACUUCAUCAUUCCCUUCGAAAACAAUUACAAGUCUCCACCGCCUACAAUCAGUGUCGAGCUGAGGUCACUUAUUUUGUCUGAGCCUCUUGAUUCGGUCCAGACGACACCGACACUGGAAAUCGCAACCCCAUUCUCUGACUGGACCACUCCCUUAGAGAUGAAGACAUAUACGCCUACAAUCACCUUCAACGUCACCAAUUGGGAGGAGGACGAUGAUAUAAUGGUUACAGUUCCUGUGGCCAAGGAUGUCUACUUCGUGACAGCCCACCCAUGCGUCCCUUCGCAACAUGUCAGGAUUCUGAAGUCGCCAUCCAGUCCUACUAUCCAGCAGUUCGAUCUUUCAGGCCCGUUUGCGCCUGGUACUGGCAAGCAAUCUGGCCAUGCCAAGAUCAAAUGCCACCCACUUCACAAAUACUAUACCUAUACCGCGAUCCACCUAUCCGAUCUCCUCAACAAACCCAAUUGGACGCUGGAACAGCUACUAACCGAUGCCUCGUCCAACUUUGCCCCGAGUAUCGCCCCAUCAUCCAGCACCGACAAACCGCCUCGUGUCCUUGUCAUCGACGCCAUGACUAACUUUCUGCCGCAACCGGAGGCACAUGAGAUUCCCCUGUCACCAGCCAUUAGCAGGGCCAGCACCAACCAGAGCUCGUCGAGCCGACACUCGUCGCUGAGUAGUGCCAGCGGGCGUGGCGGCCCUGACAUGGACAUCUCAGGAAUGUCACCCGAUCGGGACGGCAAGAACAAGGAGCGGGACCGGGAGAAUAAUGGGAAGGGCACGACCGAACAGAAAAUGCAUUCCGAGACUAGGAGGCGGCAGUUUGGCAGCGACAUGGAGAUCCUCGUCAGGGCGCUGUGCGCUGAGAGGGGAUGGAACGCGCUGAUUUCCCGCCGGAGGCGCGGGUGUCUUGCUUGUGCCAUCCGUGAGGCCGGCGCACUGGGGUGGAAGGUUGUCAUACGGGUUGACUGA